Messenger RNA from Ruditapes philippinarum (Manila clam), 7837 nucleotides. RefSeq names its product protein ERGIC-53-like. Gene Ontology annotation, cellular component: COPII-coated ER to Golgi transport vesicle; endoplasmic reticulum-Golgi intermediate compartment; endoplasmic reticulum membrane. Bases 44 to 1603 code for a protein of 519 amino acids. Lineage: Eukaryota; Metazoa; Mollusca; Bivalvia; Venerida; Veneridae. Gene Ontology annotation, biological process: endoplasmic reticulum to Golgi vesicle-mediated transport; endoplasmic reticulum organization; Golgi organization. The record is from RefSeq and is a predicted model, not a curated record. The transcript has 15 exons. Gene Ontology annotation, molecular function: D-mannose binding.
GGGCGCUUACAUUACUUCCGCUUUCUAUCUGAACGGUUGCAAGAUGUGGAAUUCUGUGAUUUUCCUGUUUUUAGCAUGUAUUUACGUAAAUGCAGAGCUUCCAAAGAUAAGAUUCGAAUACAAAUACAGUUUUAAAGGGCCACAUUUAGUGCAGAAAGACCACAGCAUCCCAUUUUGGGAAUAUAACGGAGAUGCCAUUGCCAGUGAUGAUAAUAUAAGAAUAACUCCAUCAUUAAGAAGUAAAAAAGGAUCAGUAUGGACAAAGAAUGCAGCAUCAUUCGAGCAUUUCUCUAUAGAAGUUGUUUUCAAAGUCACAGGACGUGGUCGUGUGGGAGCCGAUGGCUUGGCAGUCUGGUUUACAGAGAUGAAAGGAAUCGAGGGUCCAGUUUUCGGAAGUAACGACUAUUGGAAGGGUCUGGCGGUGCUCUUUGACUCGUUCGACAAUGAUGGCCAGCGCCUUGAGGAAGGCAAGCUUAUUAAACAAAGCAAAGGGCACAAUAACCCUUAUAUCAUGGCUAUGGUGAAUGAUGGAACAAAACAGUAUGAGCACCAGAAUGAUGGAAUCAACCAGCAGCUUGGUGGAUGUAUGAGAGAUUUCAGGAACAAACCUUUCCCGAUCCGAGCUAAGAUAGAAUAUUACAACAAAGUUUUAACUGUGUUUUUCAACAGUGGAUUGACCAAUAAUAAGGACGAUUUCGAGCUGUGUUUACGGGCGGAGAACGUAGAGCUGCCCAAGUCCGGAUAUUUUGGUGUCAGUGCUGCCACAGGAGGACUAGCUGAUGAUCAUGAUGUGUUGGCAUUCCUUACUCACUCAUUGGUUCCCCCAGGACAGGAAGUUAAGUCCACUGUUGAUGAUGCAGAAAGGGCAAAAUAUGAGAAAGAAUUCGAGGAAUAUUACGAGCAGUUGGAAAAAGCAAAGAAAGAAUACAAUGAACAACAUCCAGAUAAACAAGGAGGUGAAAAUCUUGAACAGGCAUACGAGAACCAGGCAGACAGAGAGUUGAGGAUGAUAUUUGAGGGACAAAACUUUAUUCAUCAAACAUUGAGAGAACUUAGUAAAAGAUUUGACGAGUUGUUAGGUCGACAGGAACUUGUGUUGUCCAAGGUCACUCAGAUGUCAACAGGGGGCGUGGCUGUGCCUCAAGGCGGGCAAGGGCAACAAGGUGGCGGCGGUGGGUACCCACAGAUUGACACGAUCAAGCGUCACGAGGUGGAGAGAGUGAUCAACACACAGAAUGACAUUAUACAAGAGGCAAGACAAAUCAGACAAGUUGUCAAUGAUGUCCAGCAGAGAGCUAAUUAUAUCCAAAGUAAUUUGGCCCAAGGAGGCGGGCAAGUACAACAAGGAGGUGGAGGAGGAGGCGGGGCUAGCCCACAAUUACAGCUAGCCAUGCAUGAAGUGCAGGAAAAUUUAAGAAUUGUCAAAUCAGAUGUUAGUCAAAUGUUCAAUCGGCCACAGGCUGCAGUUGGAGGUUGCCCUGUACCACCACCAUGUUUAUCACCGGUGUUGUUCUUUGUAGCCAUAGCUUUACAGUGUGUUGUUUUAAUAGGAUACAUGAUAUAUAGACAAAAUAAAGAAAACCAAGCCAAGAAAUUCUUCUAGAUGCAACUUAGUUUUAUAUAUCUUCGUUCAUUCCAUUAUUUGUUACUUUUGCGAAUGGGGAAAAUGUACCCCUGUGUUAGGAAGAAAAAAAACACAUGUUUUGCUUUUUAAAAGAUGCUGCACAUAUAAGUGACACCGACAUACCAAUUUUACAGUUAUCAUUAGUUUUUAUGUGACAUCUAAACAUCAGGUGAUAACUAAAGAACUAUGUUUUGAUUACAUUUUUUUCAUAGUAUAUUAUUUUAGAUUUACUGCAGAAAAUGUUUCUGCUCUAUUUUGCAUCUUUUUAUUACUUUUAGCUUUAACUUUAGAAUUACUGGGUAUUAUAAUCAUUAUAGAUAUUAACAUGUUGUAUGUUACAUAUUUCACACUGGCAUUUCUAUAUUUAGCCCUCUUCUAUCCAUGUGUGGUCGUCACAUAUAGUUUACAGUUACUACACUGUUUUGUGACACAGGAGUACCGGUUUUACUGUUGCAGAUACUAAUAUGAAUGAACAUUUCUUCAUUAUUUUUAUUGUUAUUUGUCAUAAUUAACAUACAUAUGGCAUUUAAAGGAGUUGCUGACUGUGUCAUAAAUUUUCAUUUUUUCAUACAUUCUGACAAUAGUAAAAUUUAAGCAUUGUGAACCAGUCAUAUAACUUGAAAGUCUCCUAUUGGUUGAAAAUUAAGUCAUGGUUUAAAUCUGACCAAUGAUAGAUCUACUCCAAUUCUUUUUGACAGGGUGUUAAAUUUCGUUUUAAGUUUGAUAACAGUUGGACUGUGUCACAAAUAUUUUAUAAGACAGAUAUAUAAUAAAUAGCCUUUUUCUUUACAGAUAUAAUACAGAUAUAUAUAUGUCAGACAAAAGAAGUAAUUAAUAUUAUCAAUUAGUAGUACUUAAAUGUUAGUAUUUUACAUAACAGUGUCAAAAGUAUAAAUUAUUGACAGAUAUAUACAUUUUUUACUGUUGAGAGACUUCAAUGUAUUAAGCCAUAUAUUGCCUUUCAUAGAUGAAUGCUCAGUAAAUUUACAGCCAAAUAUUUAAGAUCAUAUAACCAACUACUGGAACAGGAAGUGCUUUGCUAGCACCAUAGCACUAUAUAAAUCCAGGCCAGCCUUCAGCUUGUGUACCCUGUCCAAGCUCUGUAAGGUCAUUACUUCAAUUGUAUGUGUUUUGAUACCGAAAUCCCAUUAGUUUCAUAUUUUGAAACAGGGCUAAAGGGCUAAUCUGUUACACUAUUUCAGCAAUUUUAGGGUUAUAUAUUUUAUAUAUAUAGUGAAGCAUGUUUUUGCACUGGAUGAUAUAUUAGAAUUUUUUACACUAUGAAGGCCAUAUGUUAGUUAAGGAAAAUUGUGUGGAUUUGAGAUAGACAAAAAUCUUCAAUAACUUUUAUUUUUUUCUUGUAAAUGUCAUGUUCAGGAAAGCUUGGGGUGUAAGUAUCUAAAUUUGGUAUAAUGAGUUGUAUAAUCUAGUGACAAUGUUUCUAUGAACUGUCUUCAGUAAAAACCAAAAUUAAAUUUUAAAUUUAUUUAAAAAAUUAAUUAAAUUUGUGGUCCGCAAAAAUAGAUGCAGAAUGGUUUGCUUAUCAAAGGUGCUUUCAUUUUUCAUUUCAAAUAACAUUACCCAUUCCAUUCCUAUGUUUUUUUCUUUCCUUUAUGUUAAGAAUGGUUGUUUUGGACCAAAAAAGAAAUCAUUCUUAUUGUAUUAUUACAUAUAUGCUGAAGGUUUUUAUUGUACAUGUGUUAGACUGGAUGUUUGGAAAAUCUAUUUUUAGAAUUGAUUGUAUGUGGAAAGUCUAUUUUUAGAAUUUAUGGAUGUGCUAUUUUUAGCUUUUACGGAGGAGAGGUACUCAAUAUAUCAGAUAUUUGUUAAUGAUAAAUAGUUGUUGUUAUAAGAAUUGGUAAAAUGUGUUAUUAAAAGUUUGCAUGAAAUGUAUGUAUGGAAUGAUGUGGUAAAAUAUUGUCCAGUGUAUAUAAGUAUGGGAUAUAAAUUAUUUAGGUAAUAUUUAUAUUUAAAAGAAGAAAAAAGCUUUUAGUGAAUUAUAAUAUUAUUUAUCAUCUUUAAGUGCUAAAGAAAAAAAGUUUAAGUCUAGUCAAAGACUGGACUGGUAAAAUUCUAAAAUUAGAACUGAGUUAAAGUGAAUUGGUCUGUAGUUUGCAUGUUUUCCAUAUGACUAUUUUAAAUAUUGAUAAAAAAAUGGAAACGUAUCAUUCAGAUGUUCUUGUUCAAUAUUGCUUGAAAAAAAGAAAUGUUGAUAGAGUUCUUAGUGUUUUAAUUUACACAUUUAUAUGAUGGAUAAUAAUAUUUUAUUCUGGAACGUUUUAUUGAGGGUUAUAUAUUUAUAGAUAUGGUGAAACCUGUUAUCACAUUGGAUGAUAUAUAAGAAUUUUUACACUAUGAUGGCCAUAUGUUAUGGAAAAUUAUGUGGAUUUAAGAAAGAAAAAAAUAAUUCUCAAUUUCAGAGAGCGCUUAGUAGAGAAACUGAUAGCGAACAGCAUGGAUCCAGAUCAGACUGCGCGGAUGUGCAGGCUGGUCUGGAUCCAUGCUGGUCGCAAACCCAUUAUGUUGGUUUUGUCGUGACGCGGCUAAUUUCAAAGUUUGUUGCCACAUAUUAUACACAGUACUAUCACCCAUAACUAUUUAUGGUAUAACAGACCUUCUACGGACCAAUUCACUAUUAAAUGAAUUAAAGAAUCUACGCAAUUUUCUUAUUUUCUUUGAAAAUGAUUAUACAAAUUUGAUUAGAAAUGUUUAGAAUAUCACAUAAUUUCAUACACUUACAAAAUUAUGUAUUAUUAUGUUUAUACUGUGAAAUAACGGUGUUUGAAAUGCCACUUUCGUACAGCGCAAAUUGAAAAAAUAUAAAACGAGAUAGGAUGUUGCAGUGCAUAUUGAAUUAAGAUUAUUUUAUUGGAAUAAAUUAUUAAAGUUGUAAGUUUGAAAUUAAAGGUGUCAUGUGUUAUGUGUAUAAAUGACAAGUAUGUGUGAAUGUAUUAUUACGUUCCAAAGGAUUGUUAAAAAGAAGAUUCUGUCACCAAUAUGUGUUGGGAAAUUUUAUAUUUGGAGAGUUUAUUGCAAAAUUGUUGAUUUUUUUUUUUUUGUGAAAUUAUUAUGAUAUUGAAAUAUUGAAUGAAUACAUAACAAAUAGGUAAAGAUUGUCUGUAGUGUUACGCGGAUGUAUCAUUUUUUUUAUGUAUUUCAUGCAUGUAUCCCCUCUUCCCUACCCCUGUUUUCCUUUUUUUUUUGUCCUACCACAUUUUGUUGGUCACAAAUUAUCUGUUUUAUGCUGAAAACCAUAUCUCUUUCAAAUCGGUUAAAAAAUGUAGAAGGAACAAAGUGAAAUUAUUUUACACAGUACUGGAUAAAAUUUGGAUCGAAGUUGAGAUAUUUUUUGAUAUUAGUAAUUCUUGUAGUUUUUUUCCUUGUUAUUAAGAAUUUAUUACAAUGUAUAUAAAGGUUAGAAUAAUUAAGUGGAUGUUGAACAAUUUAUUUUAUAACUUUGGUUGUGAGAAUUAUAGUAUACUGAAAAUAAUGUGAUUUUUGCAUUAUUUUCAUCAAUUUGUAUCAAACUUUUCAGCGUGGUUAAAGCUUCAACUCUGAAUGAGGUUAUCAAAAGGCGAUAACAAUUUUUUCGUCCAUUGAGUUCAUUUCAGAUCAUUUGUCUCAUUUCUGAUCAUUUGACUCAUUUGUUAUCUUUGAGCUAUUUUUCAUUCACUUUUGGUCAUUUUUUGAUCUUAGGGCUUAUUUCAGCUUAUUUAGCUUAUUUAUUGUCAAUAAGUUCCUUUCACAUUUUGGGGGUCAUUUUCUGAACUUUGUGUUAAUUUUCUAUCAUUGAGUUUAUAUUUGAUCUUUGAGUUGGAUUAUUACCAAAAUAAUGUGUAGAUUUUAAUAUGUAAAUACAGCGGUAAAGGGUGUUGUAUAUUUUUCUCCUAUUUAUUGUGCUUUGUUUUUUGUAGAUAUCUGUUACGUUGAGAAUGUUAGAACUGUGUUUUGAAAGUUUUUACUUUUUUGGUAUUGAGUGACAGGCGAUUGAUUUUCGAUAUUUGUUUUUAACAAGCCAAUGAAAAAAUUAUAUGCUUGAAUUGACAGCUGGCCACUAUUGUGUAUGAUUACGGAAUACAUAAUUACGUAUAUAUUUUUUAUAACUGGUCAAUUUCUGAGGGUUUAUUUGUGAAACAUUAUAAUAGACAAUAAUGAAAUGAUGGCCGAGUUAGCAAGAUAUAGAAGUAUAUAUGGUGUACAUGUUGGCAUUUACAUAAAGUUUAUUUGGAGAUCUCGAGGGGGCUAAAAUGUUUUGACAAAUAGAAUAUGCCAUAUUUUUUUUACACCAUUAUGCAUUGUUUUAUCAGAGAUUUCGAAUGAGUGCCGGGAAAAUGUAAAUAUAUUGUAAAGUCAGAAAUUUUCACAAUGGGUUAAAAUCUCACUCAUUUCGCGAAUUAAGAUUUUUUGUGAAAAUAAUUUUAUGUAUAUAAGUAACACAUAAGUUCAACAGAAAUGAAUGAGGAAACUUCAUGAAUUUCAUGAAUAUUUAAUUUUCUAUUUAACCUAAAUAAGCCAAAAAAAGUGAGUUUGCCAACUUGUGGCCACAAAAAAAUAUCUGAUUUAACUUUGUUUGUGAAAAUCUGAGGAGACUCGUCUCUUUAUGUGCUUAAGCAUAUGUAAUCAUUUUAUUUUUUACUUUAAAACAUUUUCAUAAUUUAACAAUUAUAUAACCCAAAAAAGAAAGUUUAAUUGCAAUUUCAUUUAUUUUCUAAGAUUUCAUGUUUUGCCAUAAGUAGAAUGAGUGGGUGGGGUACAGAAUAUUGUCUCAGGCAUUGUUUGAUAUAGGUGCGUGAAUGAUUUAAAAAGAAAAAUGAAAAAAUUCUCGAAUUAAUUGUUCAAAUUUAUUUUGAAAUAUUUUAUUCUCUUGCGUAUAUAAAAGAAUGAAAAAUAUUUUGUUCACAAGUUCAGGCAUGAGUUGAAAAAUGGGACAGUCCAUGUGUUAUGGAAGAUAACUCUUAACUCAAGUUAGCAAAGCCUUUAAUGGGAGGUAACUCUUCAAAAACAGAUUCUAUAUGUACGUCCAGUGCAGACCAAAAUCAGCCCAUUGUCUGAACUGUUUCUUUAUUCAGUCAAAUACAUAUUUUGAAAUUCUCCCUUAAAAUGUUAUCAUGGUUUUGUUCAGAUUGAAAGAUGGGCAAGGCUUAGUAUUUAAGAACUUCAGCUGGUAUAGGGGUUGAAAAUAUUUAUGAUGACUGUGAAAAUACUUGAGUCAUCAUAUUGUCAAGUGUUUUGCCAAUAAUUUGCGGAUAAGCCUUAGAUAUAACCACCAAAACAAACAAAACAAAAUUGAAAGGAAAGAAUAAUGUUAGUAAAUGAAGUGGUAUAGCUGUUUUUAUAAACAUGUUUAGUUAAUUAAUUAGCUUUUAUUUAUUUUUUUUACAUCAUUUAUUAGUGCUGGCAUUAUUAUUAUUGUAUACUAUUUUAUAAUCGGAGAAUUCUUUUUCAUCUAUUAAUAGAAUGUUUCUCCACUUGUGUGAUGAGAAUUUUCUUUUCCCCCAUGCAGUAACUUUUUGACUGCCUUUUAAAAAAAUGUUAAAUAGUUUUGUAGGCUUUGAUAAACAUGUACAUGUAGAUGUAAAUUUAGUUACAGAUUUAGUUCCUUACUUUGUUUACCCGUGGUUACCAUGACAGGUAUAUAUGUAGGUUAGUUAACUAUCUUGAUAUUAUAAAGUUAUUGAAAAAAUCAAAAAAUGUAAAUGUGCUGUGUCAUGAGAAAAAUUGCCAGUACGUCGAUCGGUAAUCAGUACAUACUGAUGGUUAUAUUAUUAUUUAUAAAGAUUUUUACAUGUUAUAUGGCCCAAUAUAAAUAGUUGUAUGCAUAUAUAACUGGAGUCACUAGGCGAGGGUUAUAUGGCAACAUAUAGUUUAUAAGAACGUUACAAAUAUCCAAUGAAAAGCGUUGUUACAAACAUGUAAGACGUUCACGAAGUUUAUAAUGUGAUAAUGAACACUUUACUGGCAGCUUUUCUCGUGACUUGGAGCAUAUUAGUACUUAUGUUACUACUAUAUUUAUCCUAGGGGAAAACUCAUUUGUUACCCGGCUCGAAAAAGAAAAGUGUUCAUAAUGUUUACAAGAUGUACAUUUAGGUGUACAGAACGUAACUAAUGUUACACUUUGUUAAUUGCGAAAUAAGGGCCUUUUAAAGCUAUUAUGUAAAAGUGCAAUUUUGACCAGUUUGUGUUUUAUUUGAAAUUUAAAAAAGAAAGAAACAA